GCUGAGCUGGCCAGCGAGCGCGGCAUCUUUCCCGAGCGCAUCUCGCAGGGCUCCAGCGGCAGCUACUUCGUUAAGGACCCGCAGGGGAAAAUUAUUGGCGUCUUCAAGCCCAAGAAUGAGGAGCCAUACGGGCAGCUGAACCCCAAGUGGACCAAGUGGCUGCAGAAGCUGUGCUGCCCGUGCUGCUUUGGGAGAGACUGCCUGGUCCUGAACCAGGGCUACCUGUCGGAGGCGGGUGCCAGCCUGGUAGACCAAAAACUGGAACUCAAUAUUGUUCCCCGCACAAAGGUGGUGUAUCUGGCCAGUGAGACCUUUAACUACAGUGCCAUCGACAGGGUGAAGUCCCGAGGAAAGAGGCUGGCCCUGGAGAAGGUGCCGAAAGUCGGCCAGCGCUUCAACCGCAUUGGUCUGCCACCCAAGGUGGGCUCCUUCCAGCUCUUUGUGGAAGGCUACAAGGAUGCUGACUACUGGCUGCGGCGGUUUGAGGCUGAGCCACUCCCGGAGAACACCAACCGGCAGCUGCUGCUGCAGUUUGAGCGGCUGGUGGUGCUGGACUACAUCAUCAGGAACACAGAUCGGGGCAAUGACAACUGGCUCAUCAAGUAUGACUGUCCCCUGGACAGCGCAGGCGUGCGGGACAGUGACUGGGUGGUGGUGAAGGAGCCCAUCAUCAAGCUGGCUGCUAUAGACAACGGUUUGGCCUUUCCCUUGAAACACCCAGACUCCUGGAGAGCAUACCCCUUCUACUGGGCGUGGCUUCCCCAGGCCAAAAUCCCCUUUUCACAGGAGAUCAAGGACCUGAUUCUUCCCAAGAUCUCAGACCCCAAUUUUGUCAAGGACCUGGAGGAAGAUCUGUAUGAGCUCUUCAAGAAAGACCCUGGCUUUGACAGAGGACAGUUUCACAAGCAGAUUGCUGUCAUGAGAGGCCAGAUCCUGAACCUGACGCAGGCGCUGAAAGACGGGAAGAGCCCGCUGCACCUGGUUCAGAUGCCGCCUGUGAUUGUGGAAACAGCGCGUUCCCACCAGCGCUCUGCCAGUGAGUCCUACACGCAGAGCUUCCAGAGCCGGAAGCCUUUCUUCUCAUGGUGGUAGCUGCGGGAGCCACAGACAGGGCUUGGCCAUCUCGGACUAGCACUGCAAGAGGAGCUGGGCCAUUGCUGGCUUCUGUGGCUGGGACUUGGCCUUCAGGGUAGAGCGAGCAGGUGCAGCUGGAGGAACCUGCAGCUGAACUGGAGGAGCCAGGCAGGUUGGGCAUGGUCCCUCCCCAGCUCCAUUGGAGCUCGGUGCCCUGUCUGGGGCAGAGGCCAGGGGAGGUGUGGGAAUCCGCUGGGAACUGUGGCGUGGCUGGGACCCUGCCCCUGCCUCCCUUCCUUGGCCUGCAUGCGGUUCUGAGCACCUCUGCAUGGGGCUCUGAUGAACAGGCUUGCCCAGGCCAGGAUCCGUCCAGCCCUUUACACCAGCCACUGGCCCUUUUCUUUUCCCACCGUGCCAGCUGCUGGGCUGGGAAGGCCUGUAGAAGGUGAUACCCCCUCCCUUUCCCUAAGGGUGUGGUGUACUCCUCCACUGUCCCUCCUCUGCCCCAACCCCGUGCACACUGCUUUCCUCAGGGGGAGUUCCUGCUGCCCACGGGUGCAGCGGGGACCACAAUGAAUGGCUGUUCUCUGGCUGGGGGCUCGAGGAGGGGACAUAAGAGGGACAACACAUGGGACUGGCUUGGGUGCAGUUAGACACUAAGGGGAAAGAGGUGCUGGAUUAUCCUUGAGAAGAGCAGGUGGCUCCCCCUCUGCUUCCCCAGUCCAUUUCUCCUGCCAGGUUUCCACAGCUGCUCUCGCUUGGCUUUUUCCCCUGCUCCCAGCAAGCUGCCUGGCUGCUGUGCAGCCAGCAUGGUGCCAGCCUUGUCUGUGCCUAGGGACCCCCUCGAGGGGCAGGGGUCUGCCAGGGAAGGGCUGGAGGGGCUCUUCUGCCACAUGGGUGGGCGCAUUAGGGGACCAGCAUGGACUCCUGGCUGCCUUGGAGCUGACAAUCUCGCAGGCUUGCUGUGGGUGGGGGAGGCAGGGAGCCCCCUUCUCCCCAGCAGCUGCUGAGCUUGUGUUGUAUGGAACAGUAUCAGGGCUGCUGCCUGCACUUGCUUGCCUUGAGCUGUGGCUUCUCCUGCUGCUGGGGGAAAUUGGUGUUGGGUCUUGUUGUCCUGUUAGCCCAUCCUCGGGGAGUGAAGGGGAUGAUGGCAGGUUGGGGCUCUGCUGUGUGGGCCUGGGAGGGGAGAGCAGCUCCCCUGUCUCCUGCAAUGGGUAGCGUGCUCAGCACUGGCUGUGCAAGCACAGGGGGGGGCAGCAGUGGAGACCCCAGCUCCCCGGCCAGGCCCAGCUGCAUCUGACUGACCCAAAAUGUAUUGUUCUAAUGCACUGUAGAAAUGUAUGUAAUGUAUUUAAACCAUGCAACUGUCUGAAUAACAGCUGCCGUUCAGCCGGCCA
Messenger RNA from Manacus vitellinus (golden-collared manakin), 2471 nucleotides. RefSeq names its product phosphatidylinositol 4-kinase type 2 alpha (gene PI4K2A). The annotation marks the transcript as partial. The transcript has 9 exons. Gene Ontology annotation, biological process: phosphatidylinositol phosphate biosynthetic process; endosome organization; Golgi organization. Gene Ontology annotation, cellular component: plasma membrane; trans-Golgi network; lysosomal membrane. Gene Ontology annotation, molecular function: 1-phosphatidylinositol 4-kinase activity. Lineage: Eukaryota; Metazoa; Chordata; Aves; Passeriformes; Pipridae. The record is from RefSeq and is a predicted model, not a curated record.